AUGUUUUAUUCUACUUUCAUGAAGGCAACAAGAAUUCGAGAAGCAUUUUGCCAUGGUUUGUGGUCGCCUACUAAGUCUGACUUUCUUUUUUCUCUUAACUGUCUUUCCCUGAAUGAACAACAAGUAGCUUUGCGUUUCGCUUACCAACGAGAUGUACUUAGUUCUAUGGUUGGAAAGCUACUUAUCCGUCGAACGGCUGUACGAUACCUUGAAAUUUCUACACAUGAUGUUAAACUAGAACGUUCUCCGGAAGGAAGGCCAUAUAUUUUGGGUUAUUCUGAUGUGUUGGACUUCAAUAUUUCACAUGGUGGCGACUUCACCAUAAUUGCUGCAACUUCUGAGGGCCGAUGUGGGACUGAUGUCAUGCCUAUAGAACUGCCAGCAUUUCAAAGGUCCGUAAAUGACUUCGUUUUGAAAAUGAAGGAUAUAUUUUCCUCUACAGAAGUGAACCGUAUUUUAUCUUCUGGGUCUGAAGCUGAAAAAAUGAGAAAAUUUUAUGAACAUUGGUGUUUUAAAGAAGCUUAUGUUAAAGCUUUAGGAUGUGGACUUCGUAUCCCCUUAAAAACAAUAGAAUGCCAAUUUUCUGACGGUGGCAAUGAAUUGUCGCUUGGUAAUGAGCUCAUAAAUCAGCCAGAUAAAAAUUGGGCCUUUGAAAAACAUAAUCUACCUCAAAAUCAUCUGGCAGUAGUUGCUUGGUCUGAAAAUACAUAUGUGGAGGCCAAAACCAGUACCUCAUUCUCCCAGCUGACAUUUGAACAGUUAGUGGAUAAGUUAGCAGUCCUAUCGCCUGUAGAUAAUACUGCUUGGGAUCAAUUUCUGGGGAAGCCUCAUUCACCACCAUCAUCUCGUCAACGAAUUCAAGUUAAUUAA
Molecule: messenger RNA, 870 nt
Organism: Schistosoma rodhaini
Lineage: Eukaryota; Metazoa; Platyhelminthes; Trematoda; Strigeidida; Schistosomatidae
Source: the annotation of a GenBank genome assembly